Messenger RNA from Lactuca virosa, 1194 nucleotides. Lineage: Eukaryota; Viridiplantae; Streptophyta; Magnoliopsida; Asterales; Asteraceae. The record is from the annotation of a GenBank genome assembly.
AUGGCCAACAACAAUCACAACCAUAAUCACUACCAGGCCUCCACCUCCACCACCGCCGGCGCCGAUGGACUUGCUCAUCGAGUUAACAGCCCUAGAUUUUCUGGCCCGAUGACUCGCCGUGCUCAAUCAUUCAAACGGUUUGACUCGGUACCUGAAAAGAAGCAGACCCGUUUGACACAACGGAUUCAAACAAGGAGAAGCGGCUCCAGUGGCGGAUCCGGUAACGUUGAUUUUGUUGAGGCGUUAGGAUUAGGCGGAGUAGAGAAGAAAAAACUGCUAGGACACUGGAUGUUCUUCCUGUUUUGUGGCUUCUGUUUGUUUUUGGGAAUCCUGAAGGUUUCUGUUAAUGGAUGGUUUGGAUCUGCCAUCGAAAGAAUUGGGUUUGAUCAGGAUUACUGGGAUUCCUCAAUCUCUUAUAAGAACUUAAGGGAUCAUAUAUCUCACGACAAUAGAUAUCAAGAAAAUAAAAAUCAUGUUGAAGUUGAAGAAAACGAUGUGCACAAAACUUUAAAAAUGGUAGCUUCAGGUAUUGUUGCUGAUCAGUAUCAUAAAGAUGAUUUCACAGGUGUCUGGAGUAAACCCAGUAGUGGUAAUUACAGUCAAUGCAUUGAUCGUCCAAAAAGUCAAAAGAGAUUGGAUGACAAGACCAAUGGUUACCUUCUUAUUAAUGCAAAUGGAGGCUUAAAUCAAAUGAGAUUUGGGAUAUGUGAUAUGGUUGCUGUUGCAAAGAUUAUGAAGGCUACAUUAGUUCUUCCUUCCCUUGAUCACACUUCCUAUUGGGCUGAUGAAAGUGGAUUCAAAGAUCUAUUUGAUUGGCAACAUUUUAUUGAAACCUUAAAAGAAGACGUACACAUAGUUGAGGAAUUGCCACCUGUUUAUGCUGGAAUUGAACCAUUUGCCAAGACUCCAAUUUCAUGGUCAAAGGUUAGUUAUUACAAAAUGGAGAUUGUUCCACUUCUGAAACAUCACAAAGUUGUGUAUUUCACACAUACUGAUUCCAGAAUCGCCAACAAUGGAAUCCCGAAUUCCAUUCAGAAGUUAAGGUGUCGUGUCAAUUACAAUGCAUUGAAGUAUUCUGCACCCAUUGAGGAAUUAGGAAAAACUUUGGUUGCAAGAAUGAGACAAAAUGGAAGCCCUUAUCUUGCAUUGCAUUUGAGAUAUGAGAAGGAUAUGCUAGCAUUUACAGGGGUGUAG